Messenger RNA from Branchiostoma belcheri (Belcher's lancelet), 1238 nucleotides. Its product is annotated as alpha-(1,3)-fucosyltransferase 7-like. Gene Ontology annotation, cellular component: membrane. Bases 1 to 1107 code for a protein of 368 amino acids. Gene Ontology annotation, molecular function: alpha-(1->3)-fucosyltransferase activity. The record is from RefSeq and is a predicted model, not a curated record. Lineage: Eukaryota; Metazoa; Chordata; Leptocardii; Amphioxiformes; Branchiostomatidae. The transcript is spliced from 2 exons.
AUGUCGCCUCACUCGGACGAACCGACGGCAAGGUUCUACUCCAUCUGGCACGACGAACCCAUCGUGAGGAAGAGGCCGAACUUCAGGAAGAUUGUCGGCUGGAACUCGAGUCCGAAAUGGCCGCCUGUCGGGAGGGCCUGCCCGGCAUAUCCAGACUGCGUUUUCACCAGGAACAAAAAUCAGGUGGCAAACGCGGACGCAGUCAUGUUUCGCGGCAACCGCGAUUUCCCCUUCGUCUACAACCGGUCGCAGUUCCCGUCAGUACGACACAGGCACCAGUACUGGAUCUGGCACCCGUACGAGAGCCCCCACCUGACCAGAGGCAUCGACCAUGCUUCUUACAGCGGCGUCUUCAACUGGACUUUCACGUACAGGAAUGACUCGGACAUCCUGGCCGCGUGGGGUCAUAUCACCCACAUUUAUCGCGAACUGGCCCAAAACCCGCCCGAUCCGAACAGGGAUUACUCCGCGGGCAAAACUAAGCUUGUGCUAUGGUACGUCAGUAACUGUUACAGCCACCUGGCUCGCUUUUCCUACGCGGCUGAGUUGAGGAAGCACGUCGAAGUGGACAUUUUUGGUGGGUGUGCGGAGCGACUUGGCGCCGGGAACAGGAGCUACUGCGGGAGGGAUGCCGUAGUGUGCUUCAAAAAACACGCUCGCCCGUACAAGUUCUACCUGGCGUUUGAAAACUACAAGUGCGCCGAGUACAUCACGGAAAAAUUCUGGGACAAUUCCCUGAGAAACGACAUGGUCCCGGUCGUGUUGGGUGCGCCGAAAAGCGACUACGAAAGGUUUGCUCCCCCGAACUCCUACAUCCACGUGGACGACUUCGGCUCCCCUGAAGAGUUGGCAAACUACCUGAAAUAUCUCGACCAGAACGACGACGAGUAUAACAAGUAUUUCGCCUGGAAAACUCGUCCUCCUAAGAACCUUCCGCCAUCUUGGGAGGAGAGGUAUUGUGAGGUGUGUAAGAAACUUCUCCAAGCGUCUCCGACAGAGAGAAAGGUGUACACAGAUCUGGAUAGGUGGUGGAGAGGCGAGAAGUACGAGCUCUGUGAACCGAUGGUGUACGAAGGACCGAAUCCGAACGACCAAGUAGCAACGUAAUGAUUAUCAGUCUCCCAGUGACAUUAUAUGCUUCACUGUAUUGAACAAUUUCACACUUCCCAUAAUGCCUAGUAACGGUCGCACGGUCGCAUGCAUUGCCGAGUAGGAGAGUCUUCGGUAGAAGGUGGAAC